GGGCCUGAAAGUGGGAGGGCCUGGCAGCGGCAGGGUCGAGCCUGGGCGACCCCGAGCGUUGGUCCCCGGCGGCCAUGAUGAGGCCCCGCCUUCCCGCUUCUGCUGCUGCUUGUUUGGCCGCCGGCGCCAAUCCCCGAGUGUCACAGCAGUCCCUGCACCAUCAUUCAUAAGCCCAGUCAUUUUUCUCAGCUCUUCAUCCUUUCUAGCCUGUCAGCCCAGCAGUCCUGAAGUCCUUUCUCCUGCGCAACAAACUCCAUCUACACCUCGUAGCCAAACAGGAUCAUCUAUCCUUUGGUGCAGGCAAAAAGCAAGUAGCAAUUGGUCAGGGAGAAUUGUUGACCAAAAGUUGUGCAUCACUUUCUCAGAAAAAAUCUCAUAGGACGAGGAAUUUGAUCUGGGUGCGCGUAUAGCAAAGUGGCGAUCACGCUGGGAAGAAUGGCAUUGAAGCAGAUUUCCAGCAACAAGUGCUUUGGAGGAUUGCAGAAAGUUUUUGAACAUGACAGUGUUGAACUGAACUGCAAAAUGAAAUUUGCUAUCUACUUACCACCAAAGGCAGAAACUGGAAAAUGCCCUGCACUAUAUUGGCUGUCUGGUUUGACUUGCACGGAACAAAAUUUUAUAUCAAAAGCUGGUUAUCAUCAAGCUGCCUCCGAACAUGGCCUUGUCGUCAUUGCUCCAGAUACAAGCCCUCGUGGCUGCAAUAUUAAAGGAGAAGAUGAGAGCUGGGACUUUGGCACUGGUGCUGGGUUUUAUGUGGAUGCCACUGAAGAUCCUUGGAAAACUAACUACAGAAUGUACUCUUACGUAACUGAGGAGCUUCCCCAACUCAUAAAUGCCAAUUUUCCGGUGGACCCCCAAAGGAUGUCUAUUUUUGGCCACUCCAUGGGAGGCCAUGGAGCUCUGAUUUGUGCUUUGAAGAAUCCUGGAAAGUACAAAUCUGUGUCGGCAUUUGCUCCCAUUUGCAACCCAGUGCUCUGUCCUUGGGGCAAAAAAGCCUUUAGUGGAUAUUUGGGAACAGAUCAAAGUAAAUGGAAGGCUUAUGAUGCUACCCAUCUUGUGAAGUCCUACCCAGGUUCUCAGCUGGACAUACUAAUUGAUCAAGGGAAAGAUGACCAGUUCCUUUCAGAUGGACAGUUACUACCUGAUAACUUCAUAGCUGCCUGUACAGAAAAGAAAGUCCCUGUUGUUUUUAGAUUACAAGAGGGUUAUGAUCAUAGCUACUACUUCAUCGCAACCUUUAUUACUGAUCACAUCAGACAUCAUGCAAAAUACCUGAAUGCAUGAAAACCUUCAGAUAAGAGGAUUUGUUCAAGAUUAUAUAAAAUUUGUUCAAGAUUAUAAAAAGGGAAAAAUGAUUUCAAGACAUUGGAUUUCAUAGUGCUAAAAAUGCAUCAUUCCAUAGUUGAAUCACUUUAUGAAUAAAUACGUAAAACCUGCUUACGAUUUAAAAAGUUAUUUUACCAAUGUUCAUAUGGGAACUAUUUAAUACUUUACAGCUUUUGCAAGGUCAUUUGGAAAUCAUUGUUGUAUUAACCUCAGGCCACAGAAUAUAUGAAUAUGAUCCCAUUUAAAUCCUAGAAUGCUAACUCAGGAACGGGUCUUAGAGGUAAUUUAGCCUAAACCCCUCACUUUGUCAGGCUUGAAGUCUGUGAAAGCUGGACUGUCUUCGUUACGUUCACUGUUACAUCUCUAGUGUCUGGCAACUGCUUGGCUUCUAAUAGGCAUUUAAUAACUGAUUUGUUGUUAAAUAAGGAAGUAGGCUCAGAAAGGUUAAAGAAGUUCCCCAUCUUCAGCUAAGAUUAGAAGCCAGAUUUCCUAAACCCAAUCCAGUGAUACUUCUUAUCUAUUAAGCCAAACAGAUUUGUGGACCUUGAUUUCUGGAAUCUCCCAAGAGACAAGAAUUAAAUAAUCAGAUUCAAUCUGGAAAUAGCUAUAUAAGGAAAGUUGUUUCAUAUGUUACUGUAAUCACAGUAUUUUCCUUCAGUUACAUGCAGAAAUUUAGCUUGGUGAGCUCGCCAAGAGAAGUAAUCCGUCUCUUUGUAAAUACCAAGUUGUGUUCCUUUAAGAACUUAAUGAAUAAAUGAAUAAACUUCUGAAGCAUGAUA
Molecule: messenger RNA, 2105 nt
Organism: Zalophus californianus (California sea lion)
Lineage: Eukaryota; Metazoa; Chordata; Mammalia; Carnivora; Otariidae
Gene: ESD
Product: esterase D
Exons: 12
Coding region: 436-1284 (282 amino acids)
Biological process (GO): formaldehyde catabolic process
Cellular component (GO): cytosol
Molecular function (GO): S-formylglutathione hydrolase activity
Source: RefSeq, a predicted model, not a curated record